Messenger RNA from Pseudonaja textilis, 3781 nucleotides. RefSeq names its product ankyrin repeat and LEM domain containing 1 (gene ANKLE1). Gene Ontology annotation, biological process: double-strand break repair via homologous recombination; resolution of meiotic recombination intermediates. The record is from RefSeq and is a predicted model, not a curated record. Gene Ontology annotation, molecular function: DNA endonuclease activity; protein binding. Gene Ontology annotation, cellular component: cytoplasm; nucleoplasm. NCBI's taxonomy places the organism in Eukaryota, Metazoa, Chordata, Lepidosauria, Squamata, Elapidae.
GCAAGCAGUCCAUGGGCGGCGACGUAUUACCGCGGCCUUCCAAUGAAAAACUCCGAGGAGGCCGGGGCGGGAAGCUUCAAACGACAGGAACAAGAUGGCGGCGCCGUGUUGACUUCGCGGCUUUGGCAACUCUAUGGCCGCCGACCACCCAGCGAGAUGAGUUCGCUGCGCCGGGCCGGGACGCGCUGACGCGACCGGCCUGGCCCGCUUCACGGCCCACCUCAACGGACCGCCCGCCCAGCUCCGCCGCCUCCGGGAGCCGAUGCAAGACGCCGCUCUGCUUGCUGGGGAAGAAGCGCGCCUGGCGCGGCCGCCCUUCCCUUCCCCGCGGCCGCCCCCUCGCGGCGCCACGAAGCAGCCCCGGGCUUUGCAGCUGGCGGCGCGGCUCUGCCGGGCUCUGCGGGGCCGGGACGAGGCGAUGGUGGCUGCCCUGCUCCAGGAGGGAGCCGACCCCAACCUGGUCCUGCCGGAGGGCGUGGCCCCCAUGCAUUUGGCUGCCGGCCUGGAGCAGGAGAACGGGACACGUCACCUCUGCCUCCUCCUCCAGCACGGCGGAGACCCCAACGUCAGAUCUGGGGAAGGCCUCACCCCCGUCCACGUUGCAGCCUCCUGGGGAUGCACUGCCUGCUUGAGGCUCCUACUGGCCGAGGGCGGAGACCCUCAACUAGAAGACCAGGAUGGGAAUCGGGCCUUCGACCUGGCGCUGGAGCAGGGGAACGAAAUGUGUGUUGGCAUCCUGCAGGACGGAGGGUGGAACAGCGGCUCCCCUCAGCGGAGACUGGAGAGCUUCCUGUCCACCAUAAUGGAAGAUGCUGGGGCAACUGGGCUGGGCGACUCUCUCCCUUCUCCAUCAGAUAGACCCUCCUCCUGGAAGGAGGCUCGUCAGCACGGGGAGCCGCCUGGGACCUUCCCUCCAAACGGUGGGCCCGGGCCUUGCACCCAGGACCGCUCGCCCUCUUCCUUUCUCACCGAGUGCUCCUGGCAGGGCAACACAAUUUGGGGUCUGGCUGACUUUGGCGUCUGGCCGGUGGAGGCCCCCAAUGGCUUCCCCUCCCCUGGGACCCUGCCCUCGAGCCGUGCCAACGCGGGGACCUGCUGGGGGGGUGAGGGGGGGCGCUCUCUGUCAGGGGCGGGUAUUGAGCAGUCUUGGGACAUCCAGGCCUCUGCAGAGGGAGGGGGCCGCUCCCCGCUGGGCCCAGACACGGCUCCGCUCUCUUCAGUGGGCAGACCGGACAGGCCAGGCGCCGUGGGAUCCCCACGGAAGGCCCAGCCCUCUGCCAGCCUCAGCCCUGAACCAGAACCGGCCCAACUCUGUCGCCUGCAGGAGGCCAAGGGGUGUGGCCUUUCUCAGGGGUGUGGCUCCCUGGAUCUGGGCCUCUUGGAGAGGCUCCCAAGCCAGGAUGGGCUGGACGUCACCUGCCGUGAUCACCUGGCCGAGUCCACUGCCGUGUUGGACGUUGGAAAGGAGGCGGUUGGCCUGGCCUCUGUCCUGGGGGUCAGCGGGACUCUGGACGGCUGCUCGGCAAGAGGAAGGUCUCCAGGCCGGUGCUCAGCCGCCAGCACUGACCGGUACCUUUCGUGCAUUAGUGAAUGUUACACCAGCGCCGUGGAGGACCUGGGACACGGCUGCCUUCCGGCGUGGGAAGGCUGGGCGGGUGCCUCUAGCAGCCCUGCAGGCGGCUGCCUCACCAGCCACGGAGGGUCGGGUCGGGGGCCUCCAGCCUGCCUGGGGAGGGGUCUCGGGGGCCAGAGUACUCUCCCCACCAGAGGGGAGGCCCAGAUCUUUCCCGGGAGUCAAGAUUUGGCUCUGGCCCCCAACAUGAACUCGUGGGAGGUUUCACAGGGGAGGGGAGGGGUGGCCCCCCCAGAGAACGGGGCUCCUGGGGAAGGGCCUGUGUUGGUGACUGGGGGCCCCACGGAGACUCGGGGGCUGCCCGUGGAAGGCCAGGGGCCGGUCCCCUCUGCAGCAGGGGGGGAAGAGCUGGCGGAGGCGGGCCCAAGAUGGAGUCGGCCGCGAUCGGCUCUCCCCACCAGCCCCCAGCCGGGCUCGUCCCCCGAAGACACCCGCCCUGUGCGGUGGAGGGCAGAGGAGGGGCAGGGCCUCCGCGGCCACCGGGGUCCGCCUGGGCCGAGCAGCACUGCGGAGGGGGCCCCGUGCCCGCCCGCCUGUCUUGGAGAAGAGCCCCCCAGCACUCUGGAGGCCCAGCUGCGGUCGAUGAGGCUGCCCGCCAAGGCCGGCCACCCCCCACUCCUCCCCUCGUGCCGGAAGUGCUGCCCAGGGCCCACCCGGCCCCAGAGCCCCCCGAUGGGGACCCUUCCCCAGCAGAGCCUCAGCGCCGCCUCUCUCUUGGAGGAGCCCCUGGAGAUGCCCAGGCGGGUCAGGAGGAGCCCCGGGCCAGGCUCACCCCGAGGAGGGGCUGCGGGUCUCCCGGCCAGAGAGGCAGAGGAGACGGGGGAGGCCAGGGCCCCCUCGCCUCCUCCCACCACCAGGAAGCCGUCCUCGAACCCAGGACCAUGCUCUUUGGGCGGAGGGGAAGCCUCCCGGGUCAGUUUCAGCCGGCUGUCUGGGAGGAGCCCGCCUGCCCCUGGCCCCCCAGGAAGGCUGAGCGCCCCCCGCCAGGAGGUGCCCCUGUCCCCGGGGGGGCGGCCUGUGCCCCUGAGCACCCCGGAGCCUGUGGAACACCUGUACGUGGACGAGGAAGGCGGCCAGAGCCUCAUUGAGCGGCACCUGCCCCCCACCGAUGACUCCGGGCCCAGCAGCUCCGAGGGCAGCCUGGCGGGCGACUGGCAGGAAGCGGGGGGCAGCGGGGCAGGCGCCCCCUUGAACCCGGAGCACCUGACCGACCGAGCUCUGGUCCUCAAGCUGCGCCAGUUGGGGGCCGACCCGGGACCGGUGACGCCCCUCACUCGGGGGCUCUAUGUGCGGCUGUUGGAGAGGCUGAGCGGGGAGACUGCUGAGACCCCCGGCCGGAAGGGCCCUGCAGCCUACAGCCCCGAGCUGACCUCUGCCCUGCACACCUACCGGAUCCCCCCAUCCCAAGCCGACGAGAUGGCUCUGGCCGCGGAGUUUGACCAGCCGGACAAGAACCGGAGGUGGCGGGAAGGGCUGCUGAAGUCCAGCUUCAACUACCUGCUGCUGGACCCCAGGGUGACCCGGAACCUGCCGGCCCGCUGCCAGCUGCUCAGCCCAGCCGAGGCCUUCCAGACCUUCGUCCAGGCCGUCUUCUAUGUGGGCAAGGGGACGCGCGGCCGGCCCUACCGCCAUCUCUACGAGGCCCUGAGCCACUACCAGGAGGGCCAGGGGACACCGGCAACGCAGGUCUCCUCCAAAGUCCGGCACAUCCUGGAGAUUUGGGCCGGGGGCCAGGGGGUCGUCUCCAUGCACUGCUUCCAGAACGUGGUCCCUGUGGAGGCCUACACCCGCGAGGCCUGCAUGGUGGACGCCAUCGGUCUGAGGAGGCUGACCAAUCAGAAGAAGGGCAACUAUUAUGGCUCGGUGGCCGGCUGGCCCAUGAAACGCCGGCGGAGCCUGGGGGUCUUCCUCCUGCAUCGAGCUCUGCGGAUCUUCCUGGCGGAGGGCGAGCGGCAGCUGCGGCCGGCUGAUAUCUGAACUGGCCCUCGACCUGAAGCCCCCCGGGGGCCCCUUCCCCCCAAGCGGCGCCCCCGGGGCCUGGAGCUCAGCCGAGGGGCUCCACCCGAUCCCUCGUCCACACAACCCAGGGUCACAGAUUGUGGGGUUGCCCGCAGCCGGCUUCUGCGCUGGACGCCGGGUGGAGGUUGA